Messenger RNA from Loa loa (African eye worm), 4290 nucleotides. Its product is annotated as CBR-QUI-1 protein. NCBI's taxonomy places the organism in Eukaryota, Metazoa, Nematoda, Chromadorea, Rhabditida, Onchocercidae. Gene Ontology annotation, molecular function: protein binding. Bases 1 to 4290 code for a protein of 1429 amino acids. The record is from RefSeq and is a predicted model, not a curated record. The transcript has 27 exons.
AUGGAAACAUUUGAAGCUGUCCUUAAUGUAUUCUCAAAGUGUACUUCAUUUCUUAUGUGCUUCCUGGGUGAUCAAUACGGGAAAUGUAUUCUACCAAAGAAAAUUUCAAUCGAAAAAUUUCAAAUAAUUCAAGCAGCAUUUUCAGAAACAAGCAAUGAAAUUGAGCUUUUUUAUCGGUAUUAUAAACAAUGUGAAGAAAUGGAAUCAAUGGAUUAUAAGCUCUUAGAUGAGCCAAUUAAUUUAGCUGAUCGAAAUAUGCUUACAUCUAUUUUACAACAAGCUGCUAUAUCACAAGAUGAUAACAAUCAGGAACAACAACUGGAAGUACAACAACAAAAUCUUUUCCCAUCUGCUGCAGAACAAAUUACUCAAAUAGCAUUAAUUGAACCAAACAAAGUUUUGUUUUGUCUCCGGAGUACAGCAGCAUUGAAAGAAACUGUUCGCUUAAGUAAAGCAUCAAUAAUUUCACUAAAUAUGGAAUCAGUUGGAAGACAAUGUACGGAUGGGCGAAAUAAUAAUAAUUAUAUUAAAUGGUUUAUACGAGAGGUAACAGAUCAUUUGCAAAAUUUCAUUUCCUCAUUAAGUAUGCCAACAAAACCGUUGAAUGAUGAAUAUUCUGUAGCAAAAGCUGAAAAUGAUGUACAUUUGGCAUUUGCUGAACGACAACAACCAAAGAAAUGGCUAAUCAGGGAGAAUAUCGAUAAGAUGUUUGAUAUUUGGAUCAAUAAAAGCAAAGGAUACUUUCAUAUUUUAGGGGAUGAAAUUUCUGGCAAAACAGCUCUUCUAUGCCAAUUGUAUGGUGUAUUAAUUAACAAAGGUCGUUGUGUUAUCAUUAGGUUUAUUAAUUUAACAUCUGCAUCAGAAUAUGCGCAUGAAUUAUGGCAUGGAAUAUGCAUGACAUUAUGUACUCUAACAGGUCAAGAUACCGAACCAUUGAUAAGAUCAUUUCAUUUAUCAUCAACACUUGCAAUAUUCAAAUCAUUGUUGGAAAAAUUAAAUCGACCAGUAUUUGUGCUAAUUGAUGAUGCUAAUUUGAUCAAAUAUGGACAAGUGAUGAGUAAUUUAGACCGACAAUUCCGGAAAUGUUUAGCAAAUCUUGUUUUAAUAUGUACAACAAAUCAUCCAAUAACAAUACCAUUUAUGCAUCAUGAACCAAUCCUGUUUGAAUUACCGGAUUUUACAACCGAUGAUAUCAUGGAAUAUGUUAAAUUAAAUAUCGAUGAUAAUACAUUGAAUAAGCAACAAAUAGAUGAAAUCCAGAAAAUUGUUAAAGCCAAUAACAAUAACAUUAUUAUUGCUCAAUUAUUACUCAAACAAAUUACUGAUGGAACUAAUCGUUCACUUGUUGGUGAUAUUGAUGAGCGCUUUUGUCAUAUUGAAAAUGAUAAUGGUGUUUUAUUUGUACAAAUCUUUGCGCAACUUUUAAUUGUUACACCACAUGGGCUUACUACUUUGGAAAUUUUGGAUGCAUUAACGGCAAGUGGUGAAUUGAAUGCUGAAAUUAUCGCGAAUUCAUCAUUAUCAUUACGACUUCAUUCAGUUAUUGAUAAACUGGGAUGCCUUAUUGUUGAAUUUGUAUAUGGAAAUCGUCUUGUUUACAAAUGGAGUCAUUUAUUUAUUAUAAAUAUAGCUCGUCGUCGUUAUUUAACUAAUCAGAGAGAAGUGAUAAAAACUCAUGGAUUAAUUGCGCAUUUAUUUGCUGAUGUUGACAGUACCCAUUCGAUUUGUUCAUUACUACCUUCACCAAAUGAAAUUCCAGCAUUUCCGCGACCAUUGAAACUAGAUGAUGGUACGGUAAACUUACGUAAAGUACGCAAUUUAUGGUAUCAUCUACUCUAUACUGGUAAUAUGGAUGAAUUGAAAGGAUUUGCUCUUUGUCAUUUCGAAUAUGUUGAAGCAUACAUUCGUGCAUGCGGAAUUUUCCAAUUCUUAAGUGUUUAUGAAGAAUGUUGCAUGCAAGUAUUGCAUCAUGAUAUACAGGUGUUAUUUCAACAAGUUAUAUUUCCAUCGUUAAAUACAAUUACACGUGAUCCUAAUCAAUUGGCUGCUGAACUGAUUAAUAGAUUACAAUAUACACGAGCAACAAACAGUCAAUUUUUGAAUGUACUGGUUGAGCAAGCUAUGUUAUGGGUUGACAGAUAUCAUGAUCAACCGUUAUUAGUACCGUUAACAUGUUGGAUACCACCAAAAAAAGUUGAGCGGAUUUUAUCAUUUACACUACCAGAAUGGCGUUCAUCAUAUACAAUUAUGCAACCAACAUAUAAUCAUCAACAUUUACUAAUUGCUGGAAAUGAAUCAACAAUUGGUUUAGAUGAGGCAACACAUGUGUUAAAACCACAUAAAGGUCGAGUGAUUUGCUCAUUGAUAACUUCUGAUUGCAAAUAUGUUAUCACUGGUGGUAGUGAUGCAUGUGCCAAUGUAAUAUCGGUGGAAAAUUGGGAAGUUGUAAAAUCUUUCAAAGAUCAUACAGGAACUGUUGUAUCAUUAGCGCUUGCAUCAAAUGAUGAAUUUUUGGUUACCGGAUCUGGCGAAUUUGUCGUUAUUGUAUGGAAUUUAUCAACCGGUGAAUUAGCUGUUCGAUUACCUGGUCUUAUGGCACCGGUAUCAUGCAUGACAAUGACUAGCAACGAUGCAUUUGUGGUAGUUGCUUGUGAAGAUGAAACAUUAAAAGUAUUCGGAACAGUAUCCGGUCAAAAAUUACAUGAAUUAUCCGGUCAUGAUGGAAAAAUUGUUUCAAUGGUUGCAGCAUAUGAUGAUUGCCAACUUUUCGCUGGAACAUUUGCAAAGAUUUAUGUUUUUGAUAUACAUAGCAGGAAACUUUUGGAUAUCCUGAAUUGUAUCAAUAGACAACCGGUUACAUCACUUAAAAUUACGAGUGAUAAUUACUUCUUACUAUCAGCAUGUGGUAAUCGAAUCAGUAUUUGGAAUAUUCAAAGUCAGCGUCAUGAAAUAAGUGCCAACAAAGAAAAAAAAACUGUAACCGAUGUAUGUAUGUCACCUGAUGAGAAAAGUGCUGCUUGUUCAACAAGUGAUGGUUUUGUGGCAUUAUGGGAUUUAGAAAUAUGUCAUUGUAUUCGUACAAUGAUUCAACAACGAUCCGUACCAGUAUUUCGUGUAAAAUUUUCCAUCAAUUCUAUUUUCUUGCUAAGUGGUGAUGCCGAAGGUCAAAUUAAUAUUUGGAAUUCAAGUAAUGGAAAAUUAAGACGAAUCGUUAAUCAUCAUAGCAAAGCCAUAGAAUCAAUCUUUUGCUUAUCUGAUGGUGAACGAAUAUUAUCAGUUGAUCAGUCUAACACUGUACUGAUAUGGAAUUUAUUCGGUGCUGAUGAAACAUUCCAAGCGGAUCGAAUCCUUGCAUUUACCGGUAUUCAAGCACCAGUUUUCAUGCCACCAAACAAUACCUAUUUAAUUGGAUAUUUUCCAAGCAAUAAAAAAGAAUUGAAGAUAUGGUCAAUUGAGGAUGAAAGUGUUAUAAUGAAAGCGGAAAUUGGUCAUAACGAUGAAAUAACAUGUUUUAAUACCUCAUCAAAAGGUACUUUACUUGUAACCGGUUCAGCUGAUUUAUCCUUAAAACUUUGGCAAACCAAUACUGGCCUCCUUAUGCAGGUACUUGUUGGACAUGAAGAAACAGUAAUGUGUUGUGCUAUCGCAGACAAUGAAAAUAUAAUUAUUAGUGGUGCGAAAGAUUCACAAAUUAUUAUUUGGGCAACAUCAACCGGAAAUUCUCUUCUUUCAUUGAAAACGGAAUCAGCUAUAACAGCAUUAGCUUUUAAUGCUGAUGGAGCUAUUAUUCUUUCAGCAAAUUCAACUGGUUGGAUUGAAGCAUACAGUGUAGAAAAUGGAGUACUACUUUCAAGCAGCAAUUCUCAUAGUAUAACUAAAAAACUUAUAACUUCUAUGGAUUAUAAUCGUAUUCUACUACAACAUACUGAUUCCUCUCAGUUACCAAUUCUUUGUCUUCACAAUAUUUCACCAAAUAAACAUAUUGGAUCAAAUAAAGCAAAAAAAUCAAGUUAUAAGAACGAUGGUAAAAAUUCAUCACAAUCAUCAACAACAAUGGAAACGAAAAAUCGAACAUCAUCACGAACAGCUGAUUACAAUGGUCCUUAUCUCAAAUCACCAAUGCAAACAGUUAGGAAGGAAACAGCACCAUUACAAUCAAAUUUAAAAUCUAGCAAAAAUUUAACACAAAAUUCAACAGUAACUGACCAAUCCACAUCAAAAGCAAAUAGUAAAUCGUCCACUUCAUCCAUCUAUUGUCCAACUAAAUCAAAUUUAUGUACAAUACAAUAG